UCGCAACUUCAAUGUCGCCCAAGCGGAAGCCAUGCUGCGAGAGAACCUGCAAUGGCGCAAGCAGAACAACGUGGACACGAUAUUGGAAGACUACGAACCUACAGAGGUUCUUAAAAAGUAUUACCCCGGAGGUCUCGUGGGUCACGAUAAAGAAGGCUGCCCACUCUGGAUCAUUCCUUUCGGCUACACAGACAUAAAAGGCCUCUUCUAUUCUGUCAAGAAAUCUGAUUUCAUCAGGCACAUUAUUCAGCAGCUCGAGUACAGCGCCCAAGAUAUGGCUGCGCAGACAGAAAAGCUCGGUCGAGUGAUAGAGAUGCACAGCUUCAUAUUUGACCUAGAAAACUUCAACCUAAAACAAAUUGCGUGGAAACCAGCUCUUGAUAUGAUCAUCAAUCUGGUCACGAUGUACGAAGACCACUACCCGGAAAUGCUCAAGAAGGCCUACGUCAUAAAUGCUCCCAAAAUCUACCCCAUCAUAUACAACAUGGUGAAGCCGUUCCUCAGCGAAGAGACAGCGAAGAAGAUACACGUGUUCGGCAAAG
Molecule: messenger RNA, 542 nt
Organism: Rhipicephalus sanguineus (brown dog tick)
Lineage: Eukaryota; Metazoa; Arthropoda; Arachnida; Ixodida; Ixodidae
Product: SEC14-like protein 2
Cellular component (GO): cytoplasm
Source: RefSeq, a predicted model, not a curated record